GUUAGUCGUUUUGUGUUUAUGUAACGCGUUUCGGGAUAUUUCAUUUCAUUUCGGAUAAGCCCUACAAUGGACUCGGAUAAAGUUGUGGGCGCCAUGGCGCGCUGGUGGCAGACUGUUAGCCAAGAAGAUAAUGAUGGCAUGUCACACAAUCCAAUGCUCUACGAUCCACUGGAUGGCGUCGUGAAGACCUCCAAGACCCGCCAAUAUAUAGCAGCACUUAUCAUUUGCCUGGGCGCUGUUGCUGCGGGCACUGCCUUGGCCUGGACCAGUCCCGUGCUGCCUCAAAUCAGUGCGCCCGUAGUUAAUAGCAGUACAAUAGUGACUCCGACCAACUCUACUGGAAAUGAGACUAGCCCAGUUAGCCCACCCAUACCGCACGAUGACCAACUACAACUAACUGUCGCCCAACAGACUUGGGUUAGUUCACUACUGGCCAUUGGCGCCUUCUUGGGCGCUCUACCCACGGGUUAUAUAGCCGAUGCAAUUGGCAGACGUUACACGGCAAUGGCGAUGGAUGUCCCGUUCAUUUUGGCCUGGCUAUCGAUCAGCUUUGCCAAGUCAGCCGGUUGGCUGUACUUUGGCCGUUUUCUAAUUGGCAUAUCGACGGGCAGCUUUUGUGUGGUGGCUCCGAUGUACAUCUCAGAGAUCGCUGAGACUAGCAUUCGCGGCACGCUGGGUACGCUCUUCCAGCUGCUGCUCACCAUGGGCAUACUCUUCAUUUAUGUGGUCGGUUCCAUGGUCUCGUGGACUACGCUCAGCAUUCUGUGCCUCUUUGUGCCGAUUGCUCUGCUCGUGGGCAUGGUCAUGCUGCCAGAGACACCUGUUUACCUGCUGAAGAAGGGUCGUCGCGCGGAGGCAGCGUUGUCCCUCAAGUGGCUGUGGGGUCGCUACUGCGACUCGCGCAGCGCCAUUCAGGUCAUACAAAACGAUUUGGAUCAGACGGGCGCAGAUGCUUCGUUCCUGGAUCUGUUCACCAAUCGUGGUGCACGCAACGGACUCAUCAUUUCCAUCCUGCUGAUGUUCUUCCAGCAAUUCUCGGGCAUCAAUGCGGUCAUAUUCUACACAGAAUCCAUAUUCAAGUCGGCCGGCAGCAGCCUGGACGCCUCCAUUUGCUCUAUCAUUGUGGGCGUGGUGCAGGUGAUCAUGACGCUGACCUCAUCGGUGCUGAUCGAACGAGCCGGCCGCAAGAUGCUGCUGCUCUUCAGCAGCACCGUGAUGACCAUUUGCCUGGCCAUACUGGGCGCCUACUUUGACAUGAAGGACAGCGGCAAGGAUGUCUCGCACAUUGGCUGGCUGCCGUUGCUCUGCAUGGUGCUGUUCAUCAUCACCUUCUCGGUGGGCUACGGACCCAUACCGUGGCUGAUGAUGGGCGAGCUCUUCAUGCCCGAUGUCCGAGCCACCGCCGUGGCGCUCACUGUCAUGGCCAACUGGCUGUGCGUGUUUGUGGUGACCAAAUGCUUCGGAAUCAUGAUAACAGAGUGGGGCUCAGAUGUAACGUUCUGGUUCUUUGCCGGCUGCAUGGCCCUGGCUACGGUUUAUGUGGCCGUAGCCGUGGUGGAAACAAAGGGCCGAAGUUCCAGUCAAAUACAAACGUGGCUCAGCGGACAUUAAAAAUAGAGAUUCCUGUGAGAAUCUAGAGGGCGUACGCCAUGUGUACAUACGUGGCUAGGGCCCAGAGAGGGUGCAGGCGCAUAUGACGCAUACGCCGCGUGUCCUUCACACGAAAUGUACAACAUUUAUCCAUAUGGUUUCUCUGCUUAAGUGUAGUUCAAUUAUUUCCUAAGUACUCAGCCAACUCAAAGAGAUUCGCUUAGMUUUUUAUGUACUCUAUUCUAUGUAAAUAUAUAUAUAUAUAUAUAUACAUAUAUAGGUGUGCGGCUGUAAAGACAUGUGCUUAUAUUUAUUUACAUAUUUA
Drosophila arizonae is the source of this 1915-nucleotide messenger RNA. RefSeq names its product trehalose transporter 1-like protein. Gene Ontology annotation, molecular function: sugar transmembrane transporter activity. NCBI's taxonomy places the organism in Eukaryota, Metazoa, Arthropoda, Insecta, Diptera, Drosophilidae. Gene Ontology annotation, biological process: transmembrane transport; carbohydrate transport. The record is from RefSeq and is a predicted model, not a curated record. Gene Ontology annotation, cellular component: membrane.